AUGCUACCUGUAAAGUUUGUACAUAAAUUGUACCAAUAUUAUAGAAUCACCAAUGCAUUUUUGUAUGGUGCUUUAUUUACACGUUGGUUAAUCCUUUACCCAUUAAUAGGUGGAAAAUUUCUUCCUGGAGGGAUACACAUGUUUUUAAUAAAGCUAAUGAUCUAUUCCACAGUAGGGGAACUGAUUUGGUUAUUUAAGUUUAGAUCUUGGAGAAAAGCUAUCUUUUCUAGGACAAUGUUAAAGGACCUGAAUUUCAUUAAUAUUAUUGUAACAUUACAUUAUAAAGACAAUUAUGAAUAUGCAUUAGUGUUAAGAAAUGUAAGUUAUUCCUUAUUUAUCAUGUCUUUGGCUUUGUCACAAUGCUAUGUACAUUGUUCAAACCUAUUUAAAAAAGAACGUCCCAGGAAUAUUAAUAGAGAUAAUACCAGUAAUAAUUAUAAUCCUGACGUAGUGAUGACUGUCUCAAAUAGAAAAAGCAUCAUAUCUCAAAUAUAUUCUCACCUAUUAUUACCUAUUAUGUACACAAGUGAAUUUAACAUGUUGCUAUUGAAUGUUCAAUAUUCAGAUUUCAACGAUUUACUAUGGCUACAAUUGAUUAAUAAAGUAAUUUUAGUUCUAUUUAUUCCCAUCGUUUUAACUUGUUGGAAAAGACAAUGGUAG
Molecule: messenger RNA, 660 nt
Organism: Arxiozyma heterogenica
Lineage: Eukaryota; Fungi; Ascomycota; Saccharomycetes; Saccharomycetales; Saccharomycetaceae
Gene: KEG1
Product: Keg1p
Exons: 1
Coding region: 1-660 (219 amino acids)
Source: RefSeq, a predicted model, not a curated record